This is a messenger RNA of Xyrauchen texanus (razorback sucker), 2325 nucleotides long. RefSeq names its product myosin-binding protein H-like. Bases 50 to 1642 code for a protein of 530 amino acids. The record is from RefSeq and is a predicted model, not a curated record. The transcript has 14 exons. Gene Ontology annotation, molecular function: protein binding. NCBI's taxonomy places the organism in Eukaryota, Metazoa, Chordata, Actinopteri, Cypriniformes, Catostomidae.
ACAGUGCCAUUUCAAAGACUGGCCGUCCAGUAGUAGUCUUCCAAGCACCAUGCCAGCCAAACCAGCACCCAUCAAAAAGUCGGCCAAGAAGGCUGCAGAGAAACCCGCAGAACCGGAGCCCGCACCUGACGCUCCCACGGCAGAAGCGCCUCCUGCUGAGGCACCUCCAACCGUAGCGGUUCCGGCAGAAACUGUCCCGUCUGUGGAUGCACCUGAGCCUGAAGCUGCUGCUGCUGAAGCUCCUGUUGUAGAAGAAGGUGCUGCAGCUGAGGCUCCUGCAACUGGCCAUACAGAGGAAGCUGCUCCGCCUACUGAUACUCCAGCUGAGGCUGCUCCUGCUGAGGCUGCACCAGUAGAGGAGCCACCUAAACCACGAACACCUCCACCUCCAGCAGUGCCCACUAGUGCUCCUCAGAGCCUCACAGUAGAAGAUGUCAACGAUACCUCAGUCACUCUUAAAUGGAGAUCCCCGGAGACCACUGGAGACUCUGGACUGAAUGGAUAUACCGUGGAAUACUGCAAGGAAGGAUCUUCUGAAUGGGUGGUUGCCAACACUGAGCUCACCGUGUCCAACCGCUUCGUCAUCAAGGACCUGACAACCGGAGACAUGCUAAACAUCCGAGUGGUGGCCGUUAAUGCCGGAGGUUGCAGUGAGCCUGCCACCCUUGCUGAGUCUGUUCCCGUCCGGGAGAUUGUGGAUCGCCCCAAAAUCCGCAUGCCCCGCUUCCUGAGGUCAAGAUACAUCAAGCAAGUUGGAGAACAGAUCAACCUUGUCAUUCCCUUCUGUGGUAAACCUAAACCUGUGAUAUCAUGGACUAAAGAUGGCCAGCCUUUGGAUACAAAAAAGGUAAAUAUCCGCAACAGCGACAAGGAUAGCAUCCUGUUUAUCCGCAAGGCAGAGAGGGAGGACUCGGGCAACUACGAGAUAAGUGUGAAGGUAGACAGCUUCGAGGACAAGGCUAUCAUCAUAAUCCAGAUUGUCGAUCUGCCUGGUCCUCCAGCCUCUGUCAAGAUGGUUGACACCUGGGGCUUUAAUGCAGCUCUGGAAUGGACCCCUCCCAAAGACAACGGCAACACUGAGAUCACUGGAUACACUAUUCAGAAGGCUGACAAGAAAACUGGAGAAUGGUUCACAGUUCUGGAGCACUACCACAGGCUAAACGCUACAGUCUCUGACCUUAUUAUGGGAAAUGUGUAUACCUUCAGAAUUUUUGCUGAAAACAAAGUUGGGAUCAGUGAGGCCGCUGCUGUAACAAAAGAAGUUGCUCAUAUUCAAAAAACAGGUAUUGUCUACAAACCACCAGAGUACAAGGAGCACGAUUACAGUGAGGCUCCCAAGUUCACAGCAGCCCUCAACGACAGAGCUGCCACUGUGGGCUACACCACUAAGUUACUGUGUGCAGUCCGGGGCAGUCCAAAGCCCAAGAUCGAGUGGCUGAAGAAUCAGAUGAUUAUAGGGGAUGAUCCCAAAUAUAGGCAGAUCAACAACCAGGGAGUGUGCUCACUUGAAAUCCGCAAACCAUGUAGCUUUGACGGAGGUGUAUAUACUUGCAGGGCCAAGAAUGCCCUUGGAGAAGCUACAGUUGCCUGCAAGCUUGAGGUCAAACAGGUGAUCAUCCAGGAUGAUAAAGAGAAGAAAUAAACGUAUUUGCACAGAUGUUUACAGUGGUGCUGAAAGACGAGUAGAAGUGUGUACCAUAAUCUUAGGCACAACCUUGCCUCUGUGAUCACUUCUUUUUUAUUUUAUUUUUUUAUUUGGAAUGCCCAAUUCCCAAUGCGCUCUAAGUCCUCGUGGUGGCGUAGUGACUCGCCUCAAUCUGGGUGGCGGAGGACGAAACUCAGAGACAUCAAUAUGCGCAUCUUAUCAGGUGGCUUGUUGAGCACAUUACCGCGGAGACAUAGCGUGUGUGGAGGCCCACACUAUUCUCCGUGGCAUCCAUGCACAACUCUCUACGCGCCCCACCGAGAGCGAGAAUCACACAUUAUAGCGACCACGAGGAGGUUACCCCAUGUGACUAUACCAACCGAUCCAAUUUGGUUGCUUAGGAGACCUGGCUGAAGUCCCCCCCGUGAACAUUUCUAAUAAAAUAUAACAAAUAGAGUUACCAACUUGGUAACUAUAAAAUAAAUCAGAGUUAAUAUUUUUUAGAUUUUUUGAUCAAAAGACACAAAGAGGAGUGAGCAAGCCUAAAUAUAAUUUUUAUUUCUUGCAUGUAUUUUAAAUGUUACAUUACUUAUUGGUACCCAAUUAGUUUUUCUUAGUCUGUCUUGUAAUUGGGUGUUUUCAAUAAAAGAAUAAACCCACUAUUUUAUUUAUUUAUUUAU